This is a messenger RNA of Engraulis encrasicolus (European anchovy), 3543 nucleotides long. RefSeq names its product tripartite motif containing 101 (gene trim101). Gene Ontology annotation, cellular component: cytoplasm. Gene Ontology annotation, molecular function: ubiquitin protein ligase activity; zinc ion binding. The transcript is spliced from 9 exons. NCBI's taxonomy places the organism in Eukaryota, Metazoa, Chordata, Actinopteri, Clupeiformes, Engraulidae. The coding region runs from base 774 to 2747 and encodes 657 amino acids. The record is from RefSeq and is a predicted model, not a curated record. Gene Ontology annotation, biological process: protein ubiquitination.
ACACACAUACACACACACAGCAGUCUCUCGUUGGGAAACGGGUGACAGAGGGUUGUUGAAACUCAGGCCAACUGCACUUUGCUGUCCCUCGAGAGAGGAGAAGAGAUGAGAAGAGAAGGGAAGGGAGGAGGGAAAAAGAGAGGAGACGAAAAGCAAGACAGGGAAAGAGAGAGGUAGAAGAGAGGACGGAAGAAAAGUGACGCGAAACCGGUGGCAGUAUAGGGGAUAACUCAAGUUAACACUCCAGUGGAUUCUUCCUUCUCUCUUUCUUUCUCUCUCCCUCUCUCUUCUCUCUCUCUUCUCUCUGUCAGUCUGGGUGCACCCUUGCACCCCUCAUUGCUCCAGUCUUGUUUACUUGUGGAUCGUCUGUGUUGUAACUGGCGAUGAGUUGAGGAGGCUGGCCGUGUGACUCCCUGAUGGCCAUUUGUAGUUUGGCAUAGCAUAGAGUAGAGUUGAGGUGGAUGGAGGUUGGUCCUGGUGUUGUCUUGGCUUAACCGUGGUGUAGCUGUGGUCUGGUUUGGCUGGAGGUCUAGUCUUGGUCGCCAGCAGAUUUACACUGUACUGUGGUAGACUGGGCUGAGGGGCAACUGUAGGCUCAGUCUUGUCUGAGGUGACUGAGCUGAUUCAGUGUGAGGUGGUCUUCCCUCAAUCGUCUGCUGAUCACACCUUGUGUGGCAUAAUAGCGCAUGGUGUCUGCGUGUUUUAACAGGCCCAUAGCAUAGUAGUGUAUAGCUUGCAGUGACUGUUUAAGAGUGACUGCUGAGGGCGUGAGGAUGUCUCUGCCGCUGGAGCUGAGCCACUACCAGCGCGGUGGGGAGCGCGGCGGGGAGCGCCCCGACCUCAGCACCCUGGAGAAGCAGCUCAUGUGCCCCAUCUGCCUGGACGUCUUCACCAAGCCUGUGGUCAUCCUGCCCUGCCAGCACAACCUGUGCCGCAAGUGCGCCAAUGAGCUCUACCAGCCGUCUCUGUUCCAGGUGGGCUCGGGUGGACGCUUCCGCUGCCCGUCCUGUCGGCAUGAGGUUAUUCUCGAUCGGCAUGGCGUCUAUGGCCUGCAGCGCAACCUGCUGGUGGAAAACAUCAUCGACGUCUACAAGCAGGAGUCCGCCAGUUCUAGGCCUCCACCAAAAGUUCCAGUGCCGAUCACCUGUGAAGAUCAUGAGGGUGAGAAGUUGAACAUCUACUGCAUCACCUGCAACGUGCCCACCUGUUCCCUUUGCAAGGUGUUCGGAGCCCACAAGUCCUGCCAGGUAGCCCCUCUACCUGAGGUCUACCAACAGCAGAAGACCGAGCUCAAUGAUGGGAUUGACUCUCUCGUGGCCAGAAAUGACCAAGUCCAAGGUGUCAUCAAUGAGCUGGAGGAUACCUGUCAGAGUGUAGAGGACAAUAGCAAGGCCCAGAAGCAAACCCUGUGUGAGAAGUUUGAUCGCCUCUCCACCAUCUUGGAAGAGCGGCGCAAAAUCAUGGUGCAGCGCAUCACAUACGAGCAGGACGAGAAGACCAAUCACACGCGAUCGGUGGCCUGCAACUACAGGGAACAAGUGGACAGCAACAGGAAGCUGUUGGAGACGGCACUGCGCACCAUGGAGGAGCCAGACAUGUCCAUCUUCGUCCAGAGUGCAAAGGGACUCAUUGAACAAGUCAAUGAGGCGGCAGGUGCGUUUGUCAUUGAAACCCUGGAGCCUGGCUAUGAGAACAUGGACCACUACAAGGUAAACUUCAACGUAGAGGAGAGAGCCCUUUACCAGCUUGAUUUCCUCAAAGCGGAAGAGGCGGAGGAGAAUGAGAAGGAGGAAGAGGAGGAGGAGGAGGAGGAGGAGGAGGAAGAGGAGGAGGAGGAGGUUCCAGAAGAGCUGGAGGAGGAGCCAGAGUCGGAAGAGGAAGUGGAAGCGGAAUACGAAGCCGAAGUAGAAGCGGAGUCAGAACCCAUUCCAGAACCUGAGGAAGAAUUAGAACUAGAACUAGAACCAGAACCAGAACCAGAACCAGAAAUGGAACCUGAACGAGAGUAUGAGGCAACCCCUGCACCUGAGGAGACAGACGAGCCAGAGCCAGUGCUGGAGCCGAAGACUAAUAGUUGGGCUGUGAAGGACUUUGUGGAGGAGAAUAGGGAGACAGUGAGGGGACAGGCUGAGGGUUGCGCAGAGCCCAAAAUGGAAGAACUGCUUUGUAAACAUGAAUAUGAAGGGAUAAGCGCACAACAGGAUAAGCAGGUGUGCUGGCACGAGCAGCGUGAUGCAGGUGACUUGGGAGCCCAGGGCGUUCCAGCAGAGGCUAGCCAGGAUGCCAUGCUUUACCCCAGCUGGUACAAACCCAGCAGCUGGCAGCAGGUGUCAAGUCCUGCUUGCAUGGCUCUCGCCAGCGAGCCCAUGCAGCAGGCGCAGCCAGACUUCCCUCCCCCGGUAGUAAGGGACCCUUUACCCUCCCUCCACCCCCAGCAGCCACAGCCACAGUCACAGCCCCAGUUCCAACAGUCCUUCCCACUUCCUGCGUGGAUGGGAAGUGGUUUUAUGCCCAUGGCCCCAGAGAUCCCUGCCAGUCAGUUCGCCAGGGUAGCUUCCGAGACUCCUCCCCAGGGCAAUCUGUCUCCCCGACAUCAGGCAGGCGAUGGCCGUCCAGAUGGGAAAGAGCACCCUGCCAACCAGGGGCUUGGUACGGUUGCCAUCUCUCCACAGGUCAGUUCCGUUGUCGUCCAGGUUCUUCGUUAUAGGUCAUCGUAUUCCGGCGUGACUGGUCGAUGGAUCACCUGAUCGUUUGAUCACCUGAUCACCUGUUGUCAGUCACCUGUCCCAUCACCACCUGUCCAUCGCCGAUCACCAUCAUCACCAUAGCUAGUGCUGCCACCGCUGCUGCUGGUGUCAUCAUCAAGUCACCUGCAUAUCAUGGCUGUGCACGUCUCUCCUGGCCUGGCCUCCCUCACCUGCUCAGCACUCUUCACAACUCAUCGUCUUGUGUUUUUCACCUAGUGGAGGGAAGGGCCUUGUGUUUCAGUGCCUAUCCCUGAGAAAACAGACCAGUGCCAAAUUACUAUAUUUCGCAAUGAUGAAAGGUCUCGCUGACCUGAUCAUCUGUUUUCAUAAUAAGUGGUUUGUCCGUAACUGUAGAAUGUUGCGCUAUUCCGUUCUUUUAAGUGAUACCAUUUGUAAUGGGUGCCCUUGCAUAACCACUUCAAGGUUUGCAGCCCUUUAGCCUUUAUAAUGGCAAGACUUUAAAGUAUGUAGAUAGCAAAAAAAGGAUUGGUUGUGUAUGACUCUUGAAUGCUUGAAACAAAGUAUAAAUGCUGACACAAGGUAUAAAUGACAUCUUAGCCUUCUACUAAUGGUCGUUCCCUCUUGUGUUGGGUAAUGACUGUGUUGCUGUGUGCUGACUGACUUCACUUCACUUCACUUCACUGUGAGUAUUUCUGCCACCUCAUUGCCAUGUGCUUCCAUCACCUCCAUCUCUCUCCGUAGGCCAUCACCUUCCUCUUUUACUUCCUGGCUCUGAUGGUCAUUCUACCGCGGGUCUGGGCCCCCAUUCAAUACAUCUUUUGCACAUAGCAGAGAA